GAACCCGGCAAAGUCCGAACGCAACUUGACCAGCAAUGCUAUCCAGAGUCGCAGUGCGCUCAGGCCAGGCCCUCAGAGCCGUUGCAUCAAGGCCUGCCUAUACCUCUGCCCGUCGCUCCAUCCAGUCGUCGUCGUCGUCCAGGGCUUCGGCAGCACCGUUCACCGAGCCUACCUCCCCAAAUCCAACAAUCACCAAAUAUGCUGAAACCGCUAAGGCUCUGCACACAUACGGCUCUUAUCUCACCCAGUGUCUACCCAAGUUCAUCCAACAGUUCUCGGUGCUCAAGGACGAGUUGACGUUGUAUACCGCGCCUUCAGGCAUCAUUCCUGUUCUUACCUUCCUCCGGGACCAUGCCCAGUGCCAGUUCAAGAGCGUCGUGGAUAUCAGCGGUGCCGAUUAUCCUGACCGAGAAAAGAGAUUCGAAGUGGUUUACCACCUUCUCAGUGUUAAGCAAGCCGGUAGGAUCAGAGUCAAGACGUACGCUGGAGAAGGAGACCACGUCCCUAGUGCAGUUAAGAUCUUCCGGGGUGCUGACUGGUAUGAGCGUGAAGCUUGGGAUCUUUUUGGAAUAUUCUUUAGCGACCACCCUGAUCUUCGCCGUAUCCUUACCGACUAUGGGUUUGAAGGCCACCCUCUACGCAAAGACUUCCCGUUAACUGGCUAUACCGAGCUUCGAUAUGAUGAAGAACGUAAACGCGUGGUCUAUGAGCCCCUUCAACUUACUCAGGCUUUCCGAAACUUCGAAUCGCUUUCUCCUUGGGAACAAGUUGGUGAUGGAACAAAGGCACCCAGGCCCGAAAAUCUGAAGCCGCUGCCCCCACCGAAAGUAGAGGAAGUGAAGAAGUAGGUUCCUGUACGCAAUGUA
Molecule: messenger RNA, 866 nt
Organism: Desarmillaria tabescens
Lineage: Eukaryota; Fungi; Basidiomycota; Agaricomycetes; Agaricales; Physalacriaceae
Product: NADH-ubiquinone oxidoreductase 30.4 kDa subunit
Exons: 7
Coding region: 36-848 (270 amino acids)
Molecular function (GO): NADH dehydrogenase (ubiquinone) activity
Source: RefSeq, a predicted model, not a curated record